CCCACCCAAUCCGCCCUUCUCCUCGGCGCCCGGCUCCCGUCGGGGCUAAAACGCAGCCUUUCCUCCCAAAUCGGGACCAGUGGAAGCCGACCCAGCGGCCCGUGUCCGGAGGAAGGACAGACGUGAUCUCAUCCUGUCAAGGAGGAGCCGGAGGGACGAAUUCUCCAAGUUGGUGUCCCACUGGAGACACUGGAGUCGACGCUUAAUGCGGAGGUGGGAGCCGUGUGUUGAAAGUCAACUUAGACCGACAUCCUGUUGCUUCAACAGCUGGGCGAGGUGAGAAGCACAUUGGCAGGAUGCCGUUAGUGAAAAGAAACAUAGAUCCGAGGCACCUGUGCCACACUGCGAUCCCUCGAGGUAUUAAGAGCGAGCUGGAAUGUGUGACCAACAUUUCCUUGGCCAACAUCAUCCGACAACUGAGUAGCCUAAGUAAAUAUGCCGAAGAUAUCUUCGGAGAGCUAUUCAAUGAAGCGCACAGCUUUUCCUUUAGGGUUAACUCUCUGCAAGAGCGGGUGGAUCGUUUAUCUGUCAGUGUUACGCAACUUGAUCCCAAAGAAGAAGAGCUGUCCCUGCAAGAUAUCACAAUGAGGAAGGCUUUCCGGAGUUCCACGAUUCAAGACCAGCAGCUCUUUGAUCGCAAGACUUUACCUAUUCCCUUGCAGGAAACAUACGAUGUCUGUGAACAGCCUCCACCUUUAAACAUACUUACUCCUUACAGGGAUGAUGGAAAAGAAGGAUUGAAGUUUUAUACCAAUCCUUCAUAUUUCUUUGAUCUAUGGAAAGAAAAAAUGUUGCAAGACACAGAGGACAAAAGGAAGGAGAAGCGAAAGCAGAAGCAGAAGAAUCUGGAUCGUCCUCAUGAACCAGAGAAAGUGCCCAGGGCGCCUCAUGACAGGCGGAGAGAGUGGCAGAAGUUGGCCCAGGGUCCGGAACUGGCCGAAGAUGACGCCGAUGCUAAUCUCUUACACAAGCACAUUGAAAUUGCUAAUGGCCCGGCUGCUCAUUUUGAAACAAGGCCUCAGGCGUAUGUGGAUCAUAUGGACGGAUCCUAUUCCCUGGCUGCGCUUCCUUUCAGUCAGAUGAGCGAACUCCUGAACCGAGCUGAGGAGCGGGUGCUGGUCCGACCCCACGAGCCACCGCCUCCCCCUCCUCCGAUGCACGGGGCCGGGGAGCCCAAGCCAGCCCCUCCCUCUAUCAGCGCAACGACGAGCCUGAUAGAAAGCCGUCCUCAGUCUCCGGCCACGGGCAGGCCGCCGGUGUUCGUGAGCCCCACGCCGCCCCCGCCCCCGCCCCCGCUUCCGUCUGCCCUGUCGACGUCCUCGCUGCGAUCUUCCAUGACCUCGACUCCCCCGCCGCCCGUCCCGCCCCCGCCCCCGCCCGCCGCCCUGCAGGCCCCGGCCGUCCCUCCGCCCCCGGCCCCUCUCCAGAUCGCCCCCGGGGUCCUGCACCCAGCUCCGCCUCCCGUCGCACCCCCUCUGAUCCAGCCCUCCCCGCCCGUCGCUAGAGCCGCCCAAGUGGGCGAGACUGUCCCGGUUCAUCCGCUUCCCCAGGGGGAGGUUCCGGGGCUCCCCCCGCCUCCACCGCCUCCUCCUCUCCCCCCUCCCGGCAUCCGGCCGUCGUCCCCCGUCACCGUCGCGGCCCUCUCCCAUCCCCCCGCUGCCCUCCACCCUCCUCCGUCCACCGGGCCCGGCGCUCACGCGCCAUUAUUGCCUCCGUCUCCCCCGUCCCAAAUCGUCCCCGCUCCCGAGACCAAGCGCCAUCCGUCGACCCUGCCGGUCAUCAGCGACGCCAGGAGCGUCCUCCUGGAAGCCAUCCGCAAAGGUAUUCAGCUACGGAAAGUCGAGGAGCAGCGGGAACAGGAGGCCAAACACGAGCGUAUCGAAAACGACGUCGCCACCAUCCUGUCUCGCCGCAUCGCCGUGGAAUAUAGCGACUCCGAAGAUGAUUCGGAGUUCGAUGAAGUGGAUUGGCUGGAAUAAAUCGAUUAUCUUGGUAAACACUACAAAACUGAAUGCAGAUGUCUGUUGUGAUGCUUGUUCCUUGAAAACGUUUGGUAACUUCUAGUGUUUCGGAUUUUGUUUUUUUUCCUUUACCCUACCUAAUUGAUCCAUGUUUUUUCUACUGUUCGGUUUACAAGAGAACUACUAGCAUAACCUUGGAAAUUAGAUGUUUUACAGUGGCUUUUCUUAUACAGUUUUGGGGGAAAUAACCUAAUUCGUUCUCAUAGACCACUAAGUAUUCCGCAUGGGCAACUGCCGGUAGACUAGCGUAUUCGGUUUUUGACAUAUCUGAAUUGUGCACUUUGUGAAUUUUAAGUUAAUGAAGGUAAAGAACGGAUUGAAAUUCCAAGGGCAGCUGUGUGUAUUAAUGAGACUUAUUUCAUUUUCCAUCCUGCCUAACCACCGUAAAACGUAGCCCUCGAGAUACCGCCGUCUCGACGACGGGAGAACCUUCAAUGCGUCCGGUUGUAGCUCGCGAGAUACCGCUGUCUCGGUGACGGGAGAACAUUAAACGCGUUCGGUUGGAGCACUGGAUGAAAUGGGGAAGAGAUGUUCCGCCUUUUUUACUGUGUUGUUUUUAAAUAAUACUUUCCUUUAUUUGACUGUUUAGAGGCUCCCUCCCCUCCCCCAAGUACAUAUUGUGUGGUACCAUUUUGCCUGCCUUCGAGAAUUAAACAUUUUUUCCCAUGUGAAAUCUCCCGACUUAAACAUGCUGUGUAAUUUAUGUGACUGUUGAGAAUAACAGUUUGAUAAAAAUAAAUGGUUCGUUGGAAAUGUC
This is a messenger RNA of Ornithorhynchus anatinus (platypus), 2778 nucleotides long. RefSeq names its product WASP family member 1 (gene WASF1). The transcript has 10 exons. Gene Ontology annotation, cellular component: cytoskeleton; lamellipodium; SCAR complex. Gene Ontology annotation, molecular function: Arp2/3 complex binding; actin binding; protein kinase A regulatory subunit binding. Gene Ontology annotation, biological process: positive regulation of Arp2/3 complex-mediated actin nucleation; actin cytoskeleton organization. The record is from RefSeq and is a predicted model, not a curated record. The coding region runs from base 297 to 1979 and encodes 560 amino acids. NCBI's taxonomy places the organism in Eukaryota, Metazoa, Chordata, Mammalia, Monotremata, Ornithorhynchidae.